CAGCAGUUGGCUCGGAAAAAUGGCAUAUUCUUUAACUUGGCCCAACAUUUCCCUUUUAUAUUCAAUAUCUUCAAGAAGCAAUAUCCACAACCUUUCAGCAGUGAGCGUCCACAUUCUUCUGAGGUGACAAACUCAACUGGCAUUGGUGAAAUGCCUGAUAUAAAUUCCUUGAAUGGCAAAACUGAAGAUGCAGAGAUUUUCUUCAACGAAAUCCAAACACUAUUGAGCAAUAAUGAUGAAGAAAUCAGCUCUCUAAGUAUUGGUUCUGGUGAAAGCGAGGUAGAAUUUUCUGAGGCUGACUCCUCUUCUUCCACUCAUUCCUUCAAUUCUGUAGGAGUACCUAUGUUUAAGAGGGAGCUUCUUAGUAGAGGAAAUUUGUGGUCAGGUCAUCUGAGUGAAUGUGCCAAAGAAGAAGCUAACAUUUCAGAGGAAACUAUGUUGUUUGACAACGUGUGCAUCCAGAAACUUCCUGUUGGUGUGAAACAUUUUGAACAGUCGGCAGACAGUCUUCUUGCCUCGAACAUUAUACAGGAAGGGGAGAGAGUUGAUGACAACAAAAAGACACAGCCUCGUGCCUUGUCAAGUGUGUCUUGGAGUAGAUUUACAGAUGCUGGUUUCCCUAUAAUAUCAGAUUACAACAAUAAUGCAUCUGUAAUUGAAAAAGGGAAUUCCAUCAGCAAUUCAAAGAAGCAGGGGGAUCUUUCCAUUCGUGCUGCAUCUAUGUUGGUAAAUUACAUUUCUGGCCUAAUCUUAAUGUUUGUCCUUUCAACUUAAUGGAAGAAACAUUAU
Molecule: messenger RNA, 789 nt
Organism: Olea europaea var. sylvestris
Lineage: Eukaryota; Viridiplantae; Streptophyta; Magnoliopsida; Lamiales; Oleaceae
Exons: 3
Coding region: 151-774 (207 amino acids)
Source: RefSeq, a predicted model, not a curated record